Hypoxylon fragiforme is the source of this 1382-nucleotide messenger RNA. RefSeq names its product RNA polymerase III subunit Rpc25-domain-containing protein. The record is from RefSeq and is a predicted model, not a curated record. Gene Ontology annotation, cellular component: RNA polymerase III complex. Lineage: Eukaryota; Fungi; Ascomycota; Sordariomycetes; Xylariales; Hypoxylaceae. The transcript is spliced from 5 exons. Gene Ontology annotation, biological process: transcription initiation at RNA polymerase III promoter; DNA-templated transcription. The coding region runs from base 390 to 977 and encodes 195 amino acids.
CAUUGAUCCAGUGUGCCAUACACAGUGUGGGGUUUUCCAAGCUCUACUUUGGGGAAGGUUCACCCUAAAAAUAAACCUUCAAUAGGUGCUUAGUAUUUCUUCGAGUGCAACUCUUCUAACCUUAGACUACUCAGUGCACUUCUACAUAUCACAUUGUGAUACUCGGACUAUAGUGUUUUAUGGAACGGUAUUAACAGUGAAGUGAAUUCCACAUCUUCAACAUUUUGAAGACAAUUUCUCUUCGAUACAGGGCACUUCUAUAAUACAAAGUGCGAAAUAACACAGAUGCACUGUACAGAUGAUCAAAUCGUGACAAUUUCAUGAUACCUGGGUGACUAGGUGGUGAAUACAUCAACUGUAAAAACAGCAAGCAAAUUCACUCAAAAAAAAUGUUCAUCUUAACGAAAAUCGCCGACUUGGUGCAAAUCAGGCCAGACAACUUCGAGAAGCCCAGCCAUGUCGCUAUAGAGGACAGCAUCAAUGCCAAGUACUCCAACAAGGUCAUUCAGAAGAUCGGCCUCUGCAUCUGUAUGUAUGAUCUACUCUGGGCUUCAGAGGGUCUCAUCGGUCAUGGAACUGGUAUGGUCAACGUCAAUGUUGAGUUCCGCUUGAUUGUGUUUAGGCCAUUCAAGGGCGAGACUUUGUUUGGAAGAAUUAGCAGCUCCAACAACACUGGAAUCAACAUUCGAACCGAGUUUUUUGAGGACAUAUUCAUACCCUUUACGGAGCUCCCUGAAAACACACAAUAUAACCAAGUUGAAAAGGCCUGGACGUGGAUAUUUGACCCUGAGAGCGACCCAAUGUGGUACGACAAGAACGAGAUGGUUCGCUUUUCUGUAGAAGGAGAGGAGUGGCACGAUCAGACCCCCGAGACUACGGAGCAAGAUGCAGUGGAUAAAGCUAAGAAAAUAUCCCCUUAUAGCAUCAAAGGCACCAUGAUCAAGGAAGGACUGGGAGUCUGCUUGUGGUGGGAGUAAAAUAUGUACACGGUAUCUAAGCUGACUAGGUACACUUUUGCAUGGAAACGGUGUUAGGCUGGAUUAUUAUUUGCAUACCGUAUUGGGUAUUAGGUCUAGCUGAUAGGCUGCCUAUCUACCCAACACCCUUUACUUAGACUUGAUACCCUCGAGCAAUCGACCCUCUACAUUAUCCAAAACCGAGUAAUGGUCAACCACAGCAAGGUUCUCAGCCUCCGUCUUGAACUGCUUAUCCGGAUCAACACCGGGUCCGAACAUUUGCGGGUUUUGGCCUCCCAUGCCCGACAUCUGCUGAGCCAUUUGAUUUGCGGCUGCCAUGCGAAUAAUUAGCUUAUGUGUUCGUAAAAUAUUGGCACAGAAUUCAAAUUUUAAAGGAACCUACCAUUCUCAUUGCCGAGCAAGAAG